AUGGAGAAGGAACCACAUCCGGAUCUCUCUCAUGGGACUUUGAAUUAUCAAAAUAAUAAUUUUAGUCAUUCGAAUUCUUUAACAACACUGAAUUCUAACUAUCCCAACUCCAGUGACCGUACACAUCUUCAGCAACAGUAUAGCGGAAAUACCUCUCAACCCUCUCAGCACGUUUUAUCUGUUCAGACUUCUGAUUCGGCGCGUUGCGCUACUGACAGUUCGGGUACUGUUAUAGUCCCUGGCUGUUCGUCAUUAAGCUCUCGACUUGCUCCUGGGCAAGGCCCUGUUUACAUGAAGGCUCAGCCUUCACAAGGUCUGAAUACCUAUUCGGAAGCAAGUAAAUCCUCUGCUCAAACUUUCUACGGGGUAGGUCCUUCUGUUACCCCAUCUGGUCAAGGAACUGUGUCUACUGCAUAUGUUCCGCACGCUAACCUGCAAAGUGCUCCCGGCCCACCGUCACGUUUCAGCGGUUCCAAUUACUCGAAUCCGAUGACGACUUCAACAAUUCAGAACUCUCAAGCUCCUGGGUCUUCCUCCUCAGCAACUGACCUCGAAAAACGGCAACUCAUUCAACAACAACUCCUCUUGUUGCUUCACGCCCAGUGCUGCCGACAGGAACAGACGCAUUCUACGCCUUGCGCUACUCCUCACUGUCGCACCAUGCGGAAUGUCCUCCAGCACAUGAAAAAUUGCACUGAAGGGAAGAACUGUCGGAAGCCGCAUUGCGCUUCAUCGCGACAGAUCAUUUCUCAUUGGAAAAAUUGUAGCAGUCGGGAGUGUCCGGUAUGCGGACCUUUGAAGCGAGGUCAUCAACAGAGAGCAGCUCCACAGCGGCCUCCUGGUCAGAUUAUUCCUACCGCUUCGCAGCCCAGUGAUGUGAAUGGAGUCUCUUCCGGCCAGUCAGCUCAAGCACUUCGUUCUCCAGUGCCUCAAAAUGUUAGAAGGUCUCUUCCGGCAGCCACAGCCACUUCUACACCUCAGGUCAGGAUUACUGGAGCCUACACCCAAUCGGUGCCCGCUUCUAGCGUUGGGACAACUCCUUCUCAAAGCGGGAAUGAGAGUGUUGAGCAGACGGAUUGGCGAGCUGGUGUAAACAUGGAACAUCGGGAUCAUGUUGUUCGUAGAAUAGUCAAGUAUAUCUUGCCACAGCCUGAUCCUGCGGCUUACAGUGAUCCGCGUAUGGCCAACUUGAUUGAGUACGCAAAGAAGGUGGAAAACGCCAUGUACACUACGGCUAAAGAUAAAACGGAGUACUUUCAAUUACUCUCGGAGAGGUGUUAUAAAAUAUACAAGGAGUUGGAGGAGGCUCGGCGUAGGAGAAAAAGUGCUGCUUCUGCCUCUGGGAAUGGGUCCGCAUCUUCCAUUCCAAAUGAUUCGGCUGUUGGUGCCAACAACUCAUCAGAUACAUCCGCAAACUCUGUGGAACCUGACAGAAUGACUCCGAAUAGAGGUUCUGUAUCUACUGAAUAUCGUCCCAACAUUUCCAACUCCAAUACUGAAUUCAACCAAGAAUCAGAUUCGAGGGAUAGCGUUGUCGGUUUCAAAAAGGAAGAAGAGGUGAAGCCGUUUGUUUCUGAUACAAAUCAGUCUAAUUCUUCGAUCAACGAGAUAAAAAAGAUUCAAAUCAAACCCGACGACUCUCUUUCGUCCGUUGCAUCUAUUCCCACAAGUGGCGCGUUGGGUUCUGCUGCUGUUACUGACAGCACCAAAGUUGAUGAGUCCAAAUGGAAAAAGUGGUCUCGAGAAGAACUUUUACGUCACUUUUUGCGUCUCCAUGAGGAAGUUUACGCUGACAAAAACGCUGAGUGGUUUCGUGAUCCAGUAGAUCCAGUCGCUUUAAACAUACCAGAUUACCCAGAGGUUAUCAAACACCCCAUGGACCUAACCACGAUCCGGAAUAAUCUGGAAGACGGUGUAUACAAGGAUCCAUGGGAAGUACUGAAUCACUUUCGUUUAAUGUUCAACAAUGCCUGGCUAUAUAACAAGAAAAAUUCUAAAGUUUAUAAAAUGUGCACUAAGUUGUCGGAGUUAUUCGAAAGUCAAGUCGAUCAAGUGAUGCAGGCGAUGGGGUUUUGCUGUGGGCAUGAAUAUUCCUAUCAGCAAAUCCUAUAUUGCAGCUCUGCAAAUGUGUGCACUAUUGGUAAAGAUGCGCAUUACUAUAUGUACACUAAUACCGACAAAAGAGUUCUUAUCUGUGAUACUUACUACCAAUGCGAGAAAUGUUUUAACGAAGCGGGAGAUGAGAUAAUGCUUGCGGACGAGGCUAAUCAGACCCCGAUUCCUAUUAGAAAGGAGCUUUUUGAGCGAAAAAAGAAUAACGUGACUAUAGAGGAGACAGAUGUUCAUUGUAAGGAAUGUGGUCGUCGUUGGCACAAGGUUUGCGCGCUUCACAUGGACGAGAUUUGGACGACAGGAUUCGUUUGUCCUGGAUGUCUGCGAGAGCGUGGCCUAAGGCGGAAGGAAAAUCGUUUUACUGCUAAAAAUUUGCCUACUAAUAAGCUAAGUAAUUUCCUUGAACGCAGGGUCAAUGAUUUCUUAAAGAAAAAGGAGGUGGGCACAGGGGAAGUGACGAUUCGCGUACUCGCCAGCUCUGACAAAUUGGUUGAGGUGAAACCGCUGAUGCGAGGUCGUUUUACAGAAAGUGGAGAGUUGUCUGAAAGCUUUCCUUACCGCCUGAAAGCCAUCUUUGCAUUUCAAGAAAUUGACGGUCAGGACGUCUGCUUUUUUGGCUUGUACAUCCAAGAGUACGGUUCUGAGUCUCCUCAGCCGAACCGAAGGCGUGUCUAUGUAGCCUACUUGGACUCUGUAUUUUAUUUCCGCCCGAAGCAGUACCGAACGGAUGUCUAUCAUGAGAUUCUGGUUGGGUAUUUGCACUACGCCAAGCAACUGGGCUAUACAAUGGCUCACAUUUGGGCUUGUCCUCCGGCCGAAGGAGAUGACUACAUCUUCCACAUGCAUCCCCUUGAGCAAAGAAUUCCUAAAGCUAAGCGCCUUCAGGACUGGUACAAAAGAAUGUUGCAGAAGGCGAUGAUUGAGGGUAUUGUUGCAGAUUUCAAAGACAUACUCAAGGAUGCCAUUGAUCAUCAUCUAGUGUCUCCUACAGAAAUUCCCUACUUUGAGGGUGAUUUUUGGCCAAAUACUCUAGAGGAAAUUUUGCAGGACUUGGACAAGGAGGAGGAGCGUCGGCGCCGCGAAGAGGCCUUGGCUGAGACCGAAGACGACGAUCUUGACGGGUCUCGUGAUCGAGACGGUGGUCAUGGUGACUUGGACAAACGAUCCGGCAAAAAGAAAGCGAAAAAGCGCAAAUGUAGCAAAAAGGCUGGUGGCUCUACUGCUAACAAGCGUAAGAAGCUUGACGGGCCAGUGGAUUGUAAUACAGAGCUUACACGUAAGGUGUACGACACGAUGGAGAAGCUGAAGGAGAUAUUCUUCGUUAUUCGACUGCAUAAACACGGGGCCACUGCAUCUCUCCCACCUAUCGUAGAUCCAGACGCUCUCAUCUCCAGUGAAUUGAUGGACAGUCGCGACUCCUUCCUCCAAAUGGCUAGGGAAAAGCAUCUCGAGUUCUCUUCACUUAGGCGAGCCAAGUACUCAACUUUGGUGAUGCUUUACGAGUUGCAUAACGAGGGCAGACAGAGCUUUCUCUACACUUGCAAUGUGUGCAAAGACCAAAUUGAAACUCGGUGGCACUGCAACGAGUGCGAUGAGUACGAUCUUUGCAAUCAAUGUUACAAGCGGGAAAAUCAUCCUCAUCCUAUGGAACAGUAUGGUCUAGGUAUUGAGGAGGAAGGCUCCAACGCCAAUGGUGAGUCCAGUGGGGAUCGUCCAGCAGGAAGCACGGACAGAAAGCCUAAUCUUGUCUCGUGUAUCGCCGCUUUGGUUCACGCCAAUCAAUGUCGUGAUGCAAACUGUCGUAUGGCUACUUGUAUUCAGAUGAAGAGAGUUUUGGCACAUCUGCGCGCCUGUCCGAAACGCUCCAGCGGAACAUGCCCACUGUGCCGUCAACUUAUUAGCAUGUGUUGUUUGCACGCCAAAGCCUGUACGGAAGAACAAUGCCAAGUGCCACUGUGUCCCCAACUCAAAGAUAGACUUCGUCAACAACAGAUUCAGAAACGGCGUCAGCAGAACAAGUCCUUGCAAAGGAGAACAAACCUCACUCGCGGAUCCACUGGUGCGGAUUCCUCUGCUACUACUUCGGGCUAUCAUUCUCAGUAUGGAGCGCAAGGGAACUCUUCUGUCCAGUCGUCGAGUGAUCUUUCCACUUCCGUGGGUGAUUCGCGGCAGAUUUCGCGGAACUCGUCAUUCAGCAGUUCUACCGAUGGCAAUAGGGUUGGAAAUUUGCAGACCCUUUCCGUUAAUGGUGGAAUGACGGUGGCGGCAUCUCCAAGGGUCCUGCCUGCGCCUUCGUUCUCACUUCAGGGUCAACAGCCAUCGAGGUUGCCUGCUGCUUCUUCACAACUGGUUUGGAGGGAUGGGCAGCCACCUCCUUCGCAGCAGGUGGGACAAAUGCAGCUGCUACAGCAGCAGCCUCCGUCACAGCAACAGCAAUCCAUGACACCUACGUCGUCCUUCCGAUCUGGAGGUGGUGGUGGUGGCAGUGCUCUUGUGACUCCAGAGGUUAAUAGCCUGCCACCUACCCAACAACAAAUCGACCACGUUGUAAAAGUGGUCGACCUCAUCAGAAGGACACCGGCUUCUCAGGAGGAGCAAAACAAACAGUUUAUCAACUGGAUUAAUCGUCACCCCGAGUUUCGGCCAGCUUUCCUUGCCCUGCGCGGACGAAAUAGACAAGCUGCCAAUCAAAACCAGCGCGUAGCGCAACAACCAACUGUUGGCCACCAAGCUCCCGGUGUCCAACCCCAAUCCGCGGUGGGUGUUACGCCCAUUCAACCGUCUUCGUCAUCAACCACCGUCAUUUCCUACAACCAGGCCGCAGAGUCUAUUCCCUCGACAUCGACAGUCUCUCAACCGAGACAAGUUGCCAUCAGCGCAGCGGUUGGUCAGCGUCAGUUUUCACAGCAACAACAACCGGCACAAUUCGCUUCUCAGAUAGCCGAUCAACAACAGCAGCAACAGUAUGUGAUUGCACAGCCGAUGCGUGUUCGUACCCUACCUGGAGGACCGGCUGUUAUUCAGCAACAAGUCCAACCUCAGACCCAGCACCCAGGUGACCAACAGUGGUUCGUUACUCGUGUUCGUACGGGCCCUGGACAGCAGCAACAGCAGCUCUAUUCCAAUAGUAGUCCUGGGGGUGUGCAAUCCUCGGCAGCAGUGUAUACGGCAACAGGAGGGGGAGGUGGAGGUGGUGGAGCCACAUUAUUGACGACAAUUGGAGCCGGUAGUGGGGGCCCCCAACAAACUCAGCAUCAUCCGCAGCAGAUUAUUUCACAGUCAAGGCUCAUUCCAGCCGUGACUGCAGGCAGUGGCGGUCAAAGAGUCGGCGGCCAAUCCACCACAGUGGUUCAUUUCAGGGCGGCUCCUCAACAACAAGCGCAGCAACAGCAACAGCAGAUGGCUCAACCGCAACAGCAACAACACAUUCUUGUAGCCAACCCUGUUACCUCGAAUCCACAGCAGCAGCAACAGCCACCUUCGCAGCAGCGUCCAAUUGUGGCUCUAAUGCAGCAGCCGUCCCCACAGAAUCCACAACUGUUGAAGCCUCAACAGCAACAGCAGCAGCAACCGCCACCCCAGAAUCCUCCAUCCUCCUCAAACAAUCCCUCGGGCUCGUGA
Molecule: messenger RNA, 5733 nt
Organism: Hydatigera taeniaeformis
Lineage: Eukaryota; Metazoa; Platyhelminthes; Cestoda; Cyclophyllidea; Taeniidae
Source: the annotation of a GenBank genome assembly